Molecule: messenger RNA, 648 nt
Organism: Pestalotiopsis fici W106-1
Lineage: Eukaryota; Fungi; Ascomycota; Sordariomycetes; Amphisphaeriales; Sporocadaceae
Exons: 1
Coding region: 1-648 (215 amino acids)
Source: RefSeq, a predicted model, not a curated record
AUGACCUUGACAGAGAGUAACAAAGUCUCCAUUGCUGAGAUUGCCAUUUAUGUACCAGCCCUUUUCGUCGCCAUAUUCUUGUGCAUACGCCACGGGUUUGGCCGCAGCUCCGGAUGGCUCUACCUCAUAAUCUUUUCUCUGGCACGCAUCAUUGGGCCAUCGAUGCAGCUGGCCACGAUAUCGCAGCCCGACAACAUCAGCCUCUACAUUGGGUCCGCCGUGCUCUCGAGCGUCGGCCUGUCUCCCCUGAUCCUCGUCGAGCUGGGCCUGCUCAGCCGCGCCCUGACGAGCAUCCGCAAGUCGGUCAAGACCACGGUCAAUGAGAGAAUGAUUCGGCUGGUCCAGCUCGUGGUCCUGGUCGGCCUGAUCCUGACCUCGGUCGGCGGCAGCCAAGCCGGGAGCAACUAUGCCGACACGGGCGUCUACACCAUGCCCUCCCUGUCCAAGGUCGGCCUCGGGCUCAUGAUUGCUGGCUUUGUCUUGACCGUCCUGGCCGCAGUCCAGGUGUUUCUGCAAAUCUCCCACGCCGAGCUGGGCGAGAAGCGUCUGGCCCUCGCCGUCGGCUUAUCUCUGCCUUUUGUCCUGGUCCGCCUGGCAUACGCUGCCGCGACCAUGUACUCGGGGAACCCCAAAUUUAACCAGCUGUAA